CAUAUGAGUGCACGAGACGAAGAUCUCCUCACAACGAAAUUGACAGGUCCGUUUUCGAGGAGACUCUUACAUAUAAAAAUUACAAAAUCGAGUAGCUUCACGACGAUGAUAAUGAAGACGAAAGGGCGAUAAUGAUCUUCGAACGGUCGACAGUUAUUCUCAAUAUCGCAAAAUCAAAGUGUAAAGGUUAAACUACAGGGAGCGAGACUUUCACGCGAGAAUGUCUACUGACCUGCUACCGGAAUCGGUGAACUUGUUCCUCGACGAUUUCGAGACCAGUCUCUGCCUGCCCAUUCUCAUGGUUAUGGUGCUCUGCACCGCUCAAUUCGUAUUUAAUCACAUCUUCGGUAUCGGAUGCACGAUCUAUCAGAGCGUGAAGAAGCCGGCGACGGAGGAGGAAGAGGAGCAGGAUAAAACUACUAUAAUGGAAAAACUUAAAGGAUUGCUGCCUAUUCUAGGUAUCGGAAAACGCGAUACAGUAACUACGAAUCCAAUUAGAAAUCCAUGUACCGAUCCUCGAUGUCGUGAGGAGGAAUGGGAUUACUGUGAGGAGGAUUGAAUGAGAUAACAGAAUGUUCCUGUGUACGUCAUUACAAGUACAAUAUAUAUAUAAAGCGCAUAAUAAACAAAUAAAAGUAUC
Messenger RNA from Trachymyrmex septentrionalis, 640 nucleotides. RefSeq lists its product as uncharacterized. The transcript is spliced from 2 exons. The record is from RefSeq and is a predicted model, not a curated record. Lineage: Eukaryota; Metazoa; Arthropoda; Insecta; Hymenoptera; Formicidae. Bases 221 to 559 code for a protein of 112 amino acids.